Messenger RNA from Cynara cardunculus var. scolymus (artichoke), 1899 nucleotides. RefSeq names its product transcription factor bHLH110-like. Gene Ontology annotation, biological process: regulation of transcription by RNA polymerase II. The transcript has 7 exons. The coding region runs from base 295 to 1557 and encodes 420 amino acids. Gene Ontology annotation, molecular function: RNA polymerase II cis-regulatory region sequence-specific DNA binding; protein dimerization activity; DNA-binding transcription factor activity, RNA polymerase II-specific. The record is from RefSeq and is a predicted model, not a curated record. Lineage: Eukaryota; Viridiplantae; Streptophyta; Magnoliopsida; Asterales; Asteraceae. Gene Ontology annotation, cellular component: nucleus.
AGAGAGAGAUGUUAAAUCUUUACAUGUGUUUGUAUAGUAUUUAUGGGUGUCAUCACCUCAAUCUUUGAAUUUGAACUGGGUGCUGUCGAGAUUCUUUAGUAAAUUUGCUUUCGCUCUCUCCACCAUCUUAAUUUAUGAUCACAAAGCUUAGUUCAUUUUCUUGGGAUUUUCAAGAUCCUGGCCAACUCCCUUUUCCCUUUGUUCUUUCCAUUUCUUUUAUGUUAAUUUUCAAAAAAUAAAGUGUUUAGGGUAGCACCAGCACAAAUAUAUUAUAAUCUGUCAUUCAUAUAAACAAUGGAGUCUGAAAAUUUUCAUCAACAACAUCAUCAAGAUCAUCAGCCUGUGUUGGACUCUUCUUGCUAUGGACUUUCGUGGUCCCAAAAUCCCAUCUUGAACAGUACAAGCAAUGAUACGAACUCUAGAGAUCUGAAGCAACAGCUAGGCAGUAAUAUGGAUUUUGCACCUUGUCACAACACUAGCAGUAGUCCUUUGGUACAUGUCUUGGGAUUACCCUGGAACAACAGCAUUAAUGUAACAAGCAAUCCUGUCGAAAACUUCAUGACCCACGAAUUGCGUCGUCUUGCAAGAAUCAAAGAUGAAUUCUCAGGCUCCGAAUCAUAUCCAAAAUUUUCGGAAAUGAUUAGCAGUAGCCCAACAUCCAGUAUUGAAGAUUUGCACUUAAACCCCUCUUCUGGAUACAAUAACAAUCAGGAUUUGUUGCUUAGAACAUUCUCCAAUGGGUGUCAAAUAAAAGGUGGUCAGCUUAUAGAUCAAUUCCCAGAUGAUACUACUCCAAAUAAUCAUUUCCAAAAUUGUUCUAAUCGGAUAUCAUCUAGAGGAACUUUUAGCCAGAUUUUGCCAACGAUAAAUAUUUCGAAUUUGAAUCAGUCCCCAGCAGCAAUUUCUUCGGACUCUUUUGAUAUGAACUUGCCAGCUUUGGAUCUCUUCGGUUCGCCAAGAUUGAACGGGAAUUUUAGCCAUCCUUAUUCAUUCAAUCCUCAUCAACUUGGAAGCUUUUUCAAAGACACUUGUUUAUCAUAUGGCCUUGAUAAGAUGCAUCAACCAAAUCACAGGCCAGUAAUUUGCCCUAGUAAAAUAUCAUCAGCAUUCAACACUAGAACCAGCUGUACAGAAGCAAAGAGACCAGCUAGCAAUUACAUGGACACAAAUGCUCCACGAGCCACAAUACCGAAGAAAUCAAAAUUGGAGCCGCGUGCUUCUUGUGCACCUUUUAAGGUGAGAAAGGAGAAGUUAGGGGAUAGAAUUGCAGCCCUCCAACAGUUGGUGGCACCUUUUGGGAAGACAGAUACAGCAUCUGUGUUGAUGGAGGCUAUUGGAUAUAUCAAAUUUCUGCAAAACCAAGUCGAGACGUUGAGCGUGCCAUAUAUGAAGUCAACACAAAAAGCCAAUAGAACAUCAAAGCAAGGGGUUUCAGUGAUGAUAGACGAAAACGAAGAGGCAACAAAAGAUCUUAGAAGUCGGGGGUUAUGCCUGGUACCAUUGCCGUGCUUGUCAUACGUUACAGAUGGAGGUGGAGGCAUUUGGUCUGGCCCCUAAUCAGUUACAAGCUAGGGUCACUCUCAUCCACUUGAAUUGCGAGUAAUUAUAUAUAUAUUGUAACAAGAUGAAACUAGCUGGGGCACAAAAAAGUAUCAUUGUGACUUGAUCUCGAGAAGUCAUACCUACGGAUGAUUUAAGAAGGCCUAAGGAGUUUCUCUUAUGUUUUCAGGGAACAAUGGAGCAAACCUGGUCAUCUUUUAAAAGACGUUAUUAAGGAUGGACCAUGUUUGAUCCAUUGAUUAGUAAUUGAACGUGUUAUUGUUUUUAUAAUUGUUGAACAAAUGCUAGAAGGAUUGUCUUUAAUUGCUAAUGAUGUCUACAUUGACAAAAGUUAACACU